Messenger RNA from Thamnophis elegans (Western terrestrial garter snake), 2648 nucleotides. Its product is annotated as arylamine N-acetyltransferase, pineal gland isozyme NAT-3-like. Gene Ontology annotation, molecular function: acetyltransferase activity. The record is from RefSeq and is a predicted model, not a curated record. The coding region runs from base 1509 to 2387 and encodes 292 amino acids. The transcript has 2 exons. NCBI's taxonomy places the organism in Eukaryota, Metazoa, Chordata, Lepidosauria, Squamata, Natricidae.
CUGAGCCACUGUGUCCCAAUUCAUCAGACUAGACAUACACAAUUCCUACAACUGUUCUUCAUAUGUUUUAGCCUUUAUGUUUUGUUGCUAUUCUGUGAAUGCUGUCCAGAGUCUCAACAUCUUUUUGAUACCUUGAUGACCAAAACUGAACAAAGUAUUCCAGGUGUAAUCUUAGUAAGGCUCUUCCUGCUAAACAGCUUCUCUGUUCAUAAUCUGGAAGAUCUUUGAUUAAAUCAUUCAUAGUACUAAUUAGUCAACCUGAAUACCCCUCUUUGGAAAGCCACACCCACAACACCUACUAUUCUUAAAAUUCCCUGAUUUUUGGAAAACCUACUUUGUGUUCAAACAGCCAGCAGGAGAAAAGGACAGAUUUGGGUACAGAUAUCCUCAAAGAUUUAAGGUUUGUUGAGUUUACUUUUCUAAAUCUAUCCUCUCUCUUCCUUUAAGAGGUAAGUUAAGAGAGUCAGGGAUUUUAUUUCCUUUGGCAGGGGAGGGGAACCCUAGGAAUAUUUAAAUCUACAUUCAAUUCUCGUUUUAAGAAGCAACUUAAUUGUUUCUUAUUAAUUGUUGAAAUUUUUACGCCCCAAAAUAAAAGAGCAAAGAGGAAAAACUUCAAAAACCUCAAGUGCUCAACAUCCGAAAAGUGUGGGGUUAUGCAGUUUAUGAAUACCUAUAUCUGUCUGUCGGUGUAUGCACUCUUUUAAACAAACAUUUAAGUCAGUUUGCUUAAAAGGAAAAGGAAAUGAAGCAUAUCUUAGAAAGCGAAAUUACUAUGGAUUCUUUACAGACCUGCUUCAACAAUAUUUGUUGCUUCGGACAGAGAAACGGGGUGUAAAGGAGAAUAUUGAGAAGUUCAGGGUUGAAAAUAGGGACCCUUGGUGCUAUCUGAGCUUGGCUGUUUUUUUUUUAUAGACAUUUCAUGGCCCAGCACUGAUGAUAUUAACUAGUUUGGUAAUGAAACAUCUGCAAUUAAAAAAACAAACAAACUCAGGGACCCUUAAGGACCCUUCAAAGGGACCAAAGUUUUUCGCUCCAUUUUCAAGCCAUUGAUGUUAUUAUUCGAGAGAACACCGGCAAAACCAGAGCACGAUUCACAUGUGCAAUCCUUUCACGGGGCCAAGGAGAGCUACUAUGAUGUGGGAUCACGUGAUAUGAAUUAAUGUGGCAAUUUUUGAGCACCGCUGGCUGAAACCCAUCUGUGGAAUCGUUUCACCCAGCUUGCACGGAUGGUUUUCGCCGCGCGUCAGACUCCAGGGUAUGCAUGCUUAUCAGAAGAUUAACGGAGAGCGCCAGAAAAAACAGGAACGCGGCUGCAUUGGAUCAGCCUUAUUAUCUAGGGUUAACGGGACCAUAAUUUUUCCAGGUCAGGCGGUAAGGAAGAUUCGGACUAAAUGCGAUGAAUUAAGCCACUGCUCUAAACAGGCGCUUCGAAUGAUUCAGUAAGAAUUGUACAGUUUGAUUUAAAGAAACAGGGACCAAAAGAGAGAGAGAGAGAGAGAGAACCCAUCAUGAAUAUUCAGGAUUAUUUCGAAAGAAUUUGUUAUAAAGGUUCCCAGGAAAAAGUAGACUUGGAAACCUUAACCGAGGUUUUUCAACAUCACAUCCGCGCAGUCCCCUUUGAAAAUCUCAGCCUCCACUGUGGCGAAACCAUUCCGUUGGAUUUAGAAUCGGCGUAUGAUAAAAUUGUGAAGCGCCACCGUGGCGGGUGGUGCAUGGAGAACAACCAACUUCUGUCGUGGGUCUUCCAGAUCAUGGGCUACAAAGUUGGCCUUUUAAGCGCUCGCGUUUAUAACCCGGAGCGAAAGGGUUACAGUGAAGAUGACAACCAUCUUCUGAUCAAAGUCGUCCUUGAAGGCAAAACCUACAUUGUGGACGGUGGUUUCGGAAUGGCUUAUCAAAUGUGGGAACCCAUGGAGCUGGUUUCUGGGAAGAACCAACCUCAGACCCCAGGAAUCUUCUGCUUCACAGAGAAGGAUGGAGUGUGGUAUUUUCACAAAGUGAAGCGCAAGAAAUUCAGGAUGGAUUCCGAGAACAGCAUUCCCUGCCCUGACGUUAUAGAAAACGUGACCUGCAAGGACAUUUAUUUGUUUACCUUGCAACCAAAGAUGAUAGGUGACUUCCGGAUGGCCUGUUUGCAACUCCAAACUGAUCCGAGUUCUAUGUUUUUAAGGAAAUCCAUCUGUAGCCUCCAGACUACGGAUGGAUUUCUAGCCUUGAUUGGGUGGACGCUGAUUGAAACCAAAUAUAAUUAUAAGGACGACACGGAUCUAGUAGUAGGCACGGUCCUGACAAGUGAAGAAGUGCAGAAAAUCCUGAAGGAGCGAUUCAAGAUUCGGCUGGACAAAACGUUUGUCCCUCUUAACACCUGUUCGGGACCCGUGUUUUGAUUCAGGUGGCCAAGGGUGAACUUUGCUCAACUUCACUUCGGUUCAUCCUAAAGAAAUGAAAUUGGGAAGCAACUUUGGAGAAUGCUCACCACAAAAAGAUCCAAAGUGGCGGACACUUUAGGGAAGAUGUUGCUGUAUUUUCUUGGGCAGGUUCGGGUCAAUUUAGAGAGCAAAUGAAGUCCUUUACGCAAGUUGAAUUUGCUGGGGUGUAGGCUUUGCCACAGGGUUAGCAAUGUUAAGUCUACUUCGAAGUAGGAAAAG